Messenger RNA from Mya arenaria, 1529 nucleotides. RefSeq names its product COP9 signalosome complex subunit 7a-like. Gene Ontology annotation, biological process: COP9 signalosome assembly. Gene Ontology annotation, cellular component: COP9 signalosome. Bases 91 to 873 code for a protein of 260 amino acids. Lineage: Eukaryota; Metazoa; Mollusca; Bivalvia; Myida; Myidae. The transcript is spliced from 9 exons. The record is from RefSeq and is a predicted model, not a curated record.
UUCUUGAUUUUAUUAUUGGCAUGGACCUAUAAUAAGUUUUGAAGACAUUUCAUGUUGAAAAAAAUGUUACACAAAUAAUACCCUUGAGGGAUGACAUCUGAGAAGAUUACAAACCCUUUGGAGCAGUUUGUUCUGCUGGCAAAGUCCGCCAAAGGGGCUGGGGCGGUGGAAUUGAUCAAGCAAGUCCUUGAAGCUCCAGGGGUGUAUGUGUUUGGAGAAUUGCUGGAGAUGCCACACAUACAAGAGCUGUCCACUGGUGACCAAAAAGGCUACUUCAAUCUGCUAAACCUGUUUGCCUAUGGAACACACAGGGACUACAAGGAAAAAAAAUCAGAAUUGCCAGAAGUUACCCCAUCCAUGCUCAAUAAACUCCGGCAUCUCACAAUGGUAUCCUUGGCAACCAAAUCUAAAUGUAUACCAUAUAGAGUAUUACUGGAAGAGCUUGAUAUUCCCAACCUGAGAACACUGGAGGAUCUUAUAAUUGAGGUGAUAUACGCAGACAUCAUUCGUGGAAAACUGGACCAGAAGAAUCAGCAACUAGAAGUGGACUAUGCCAUCGGCCGGGACAUUCGCCCUGAGGCUGUUCCCGAGAUCAUAGCUGUAUUACAGGACUGGUGUUUGGGGUGUGAAGCGGUCCUACAGGGAAUCGAAACACAGAUCACAAAGGCAAACACAAAUAAGGAGAAUGUUUUACGCCAGAAACAGAGGAUGGAAACAGAGAUCACAAAUAUCAAGAAGACCUUGAAGACAACCCACGCAGAGGAAGAGAACAUGGUAACGGAGUCUGUAUCCAUUACAGCUGAUAAGCCCGCUAAAAAGACUGCAAAAACUAAAGGGUUACGAGGAAGCAGUGGAACCAAGUUGUGGAAGUGAAGAUUGUGACAGUUUGGUGACUGGACGUUGGUUUAUCUGUGAUGAUAUAUAUGAAGUUAUUCAGGACAUGGUACUGGGAAAUACUGAGUGAUACCUGUCCGGGAUUCAUUAAGGAACUUGGACUCGUGUUUCAAAUUAGACAGCCUUGAAAAAGAUAUAUAUUUCAUUAACUAAAAGUUUCAUUCACAAUGUACAUUUGAAUACCAUGAGAGAAAUAUGAAUAUUGUUCUCUCAAUUGUCUAUAUUUUGUUCAGUAAUUACAAUCAUUUGAAUCAAACUCAAAAUCAGAUAAAAAUGAUUUUAUAGCAACACUGAAAAGUUUAUCACUUUUUUAUACUUGGAUGAUGAUACACAAUAUACUAGAAUUAAGGUAACCCAGUCAGAUAUGCAAAAGACAAAAACAAAUAAAAUAUUAAUUUCUAUUUUACACACAGCUUCGUACAUGUAAGGAAUAAUAGGCAAUAAGACUUUUCAUGAUACAAUGUAGGGGACUUGAUAAAUCAUAGAAGCGCUUGUACAAUAUACAUGUGUAUGAAUGUAUAUUUCACGAAUGCUUUUAUUUAUUGUUCGUAACUUUCAUCCGAUGUUCUUUUAUAUGUGUACUAGGUAAUCAUUUAUUAUUGUCUGUAUUACUGAAAUAUUAUUUGAGAAACUUA